AUGAAGCGCGCCGUCGAUACCAGCGCCGAUGUGCCAGACAAGAAGGCACGCGCCGACUCCUCGGAUGGCGACGAGCCCAUCCUGCCCAUCAAAGCGCCAGGCACGUCCACGGCGAAGGGCGCACCGAAACCUAAACUGGCAUCCAUCUUCCAGCCCCGCUCCACGUCUUCUGCGGCUGGCACAUGCUCGUCAGGAUCAGGACUGAAGUGGCUCAGUCCGAUCGGACCGGCCAAGAGCUGCUUACACGGAGUAUACGGCGAGCCAGCGCCCAGCGCCAAGGUGGCGUUCUACGACUUGGACGGCACCAUCGUGCGGCCCAAGGGCGGCAAGACGUUUCCGAGCAAGACGGACGAGUACGACUUUGAGUUCCUCUUCUCGUCGCCACGAGCGGGCCUCGGCGGUGCCUCGUCCGAUCGCUCCGUCGUAGCACGUAUCCGCCAGCAACACGCACAGCAGUUUGCGAUCGUGCUCAUCACGAAUCAGAAGCAGACGGCGUACUCGGCGAAGAACGGGCUGGUCACAUGGAAGAAGAAGAUGGCGCACAUUGCUGCGGCAAUCGAUGUGCCCAUGCGCGUAUUCGCUGCGCUCGGGGACGAUGCUUAUCGCAAGCCGAGACUGGGUUCGUGGGUCGAGUUUACGGAGCGCUGGAACGGAGGCGUCGAGGUGGACCGGGAGAGCAGCUUCUUCGUGGGCGAUGCGGCGGGGAGGAGCAAGUACCGCGACCACCAAGACACGGACCUCAAGUGGGCGCUCAAUGCGCGCAUCAGCUUCUUCACGCCCGAAGAGUACUUUCUCGGCAAGGACAAGGAGUACGAGGUGCCCGCGCGACCGUGGAGCCCGUCGGCACUAAAGCCUGGUCCAUCGCUGAAAGGGCUGGUCGCGCUGCCGGAGGACGAGAUGAUGAGCGUCGAUCUGUCCGAGCUGAACGAGGGCAAGGACGGCCGUCGCAUUGUUCUGGGCGACGGCGCGAGUGGGUCCGAGAUCGUGCUGUUCGUCGGCGCGCCUGCGUCGGGCAAGACGUUUCUGUUCCAGCGCGUGUUUGCACCCGCGCACUACGUGCAUGUGAACCAGGACGCGCUGCGCACGCGCGACAAGUGUCUGCGCGUCGUCGCCGACACCAUCGCCGCGGGCCAGUCGUGCGUGGUGGAUAAUACGAAUCGCGACCGCGCGACGCGCAAGCACUACAUCGAGCUGGCCCGGCAGACGGGCGUGCGCAUCCGGUGCGUCUACUUUGACGUGCCCAAGCACGUGUGUGUGCACAACAACCACUUUCGCGCACACCACGGCCCCGCGGCCGACCACGAGUCAAAGCGGGAGAUCUUGCCCUUCACUGCGAUCGACAGCUGGUUCAAGCAGGUCCAGCCACCAAGUCGGUCAGAGGGGUUCGAUGCUGAUGUCCUGCGCAUCACUUGGCGCUUUCACGGCAAGGACGAUGUGCAGACCAAGUACAAUCUGUACUACCACUAG
Molecule: messenger RNA, 1467 nt
Organism: Moesziomyces aphidis
Lineage: Eukaryota; Fungi; Basidiomycota; Ustilaginomycetes; Ustilaginales; Ustilaginaceae
Source: the annotation of a GenBank genome assembly